This is a messenger RNA of Cordyceps militaris CM01, 4476 nucleotides long. Its product is annotated as Protein kinase-like domain. The record is from RefSeq and is a predicted model, not a curated record. NCBI's taxonomy places the organism in Eukaryota, Fungi, Ascomycota, Sordariomycetes, Hypocreales, Cordycipitaceae. Bases 1 to 4476 code for a protein of 1491 amino acids. Gene Ontology annotation, cellular component: 90S preribosome; nucleus. The transcript has 11 exons.
AUGGCCCCAGCAGCGCUGUCGCAGAGCGCUGCCGCGGAUGAACCCAGUUCCUGGCGGGCGAGAUGCGAACAGCGCAAGGAGGACUAUAUUCGGUCCAUCAAUGCGCAAGACGUCUGCACGCUGGCGUCGUACUAUGGCGCCGGCCAGCCCUGUGCCGAGUUCCGAGAGCGCAAGCGAGGCAGCUACAAUAUUUGCUACUUUCUCGAGUUUCCCAAUGAUCAAACAAGAUGGGUGGUGCGGUUCCCGCUCACGCCUGUGCUCCAAGACGCCCAUCGCAAGCUAGACUGUGAGAUUGCAACAAUGGAGUACGUCAUUUCGAGGACCACCAUUCCCGUUCCUCGCGUGCGCGCACAUGGCUACUCUGGGGAGCGCGGGCCGAGCAAUCCGACGGGGAAAUGCUUCCUCAUUAUUGACUAUAUUCCCGGCGAGCCACUGAGUCAAUGUUCGCUCAAUGACACGAGUGAGGAGAGCCGCGGCAGGUUCUACGCAGACCUCGCCGGGUUCUACUCACAGAUGCGCGGCUUGGAGUUUGACGCCGCUGGCGCAUUGGCACUCGGCGCAGACGGCGCUUUUGGAAUCACGGCUCCGCUGUCCAUGGACAUUGCCGCGAUAGGCCUGCGCGGGAUGGAAUCUCAUGCGCAAUUCCAGGCGACCAGCAACAUGGAUCGAUACGCGCGCCAGCUGUACUCGCUUCUGCUUCGACGCGCCGCGGACCCCAUCCCGGAGAUGGAGCUUCUUGACGUGCAGUAUCUGGUCUUUGCGCUGCAAGACUUCGAACAUCGAAUGCGGGAGUUCACAUCCUCGAGCCACCGACAGAAGUUUGUCCUGGCGCACGGCGAUUUGCAGCCGUCAAAUAUUAUAUUAGGUGAGGACUACAGCAUCAAAGGCAUCAUUGACUGGGAGUGGGCUGGCACAGUUCCGGUUCCUUUCUUUGUCCCUCCUCUGUGGCUUGGAAAGAAUGUUGCACCGGUGGCCAACGACAAUGACUUCAGGGACUCGUUGUCCAAAAUUCACAGUGCCCUCGUGGCCAGCGGCUCGAAGCUGGCGACCGAGUGGCCCGCAGAUAUGCACAAUUCUGCAGACUACUUCAUUCCUGCUGCACUUUUAAAUCAGCACUUUUUCAUGACCAUUUACUAUACCCAGCUGUUUCCGCUUUACUUUGGCGAGGCGAAGCAGCAUGUCAAGGUUCGACAAUUCUUUCGAGAUGAUGGCCCAGAUGGCAUUCACAAUCGCCAAGUGGGCUGCUUGAUGCGAGCGGCAGGGCAUCUGCAUCCUUUUCGCAAAUGCGCUUCCGUGACCAACCAGCCUUCAUUCAACACAACCACGCCGGCAUACGAAGCAGACAGCAGCACAAUGGCCAGCUUGAAAAGACGCGCCGAGGAGUCGGCUCCCGCAAAGACGAAUAAAAAGAAGCGCAAGAGCAAAUUCCAGGUCGAAGAUGAGUCGCUCGACACCGAGCUGGGUCUCAACACGCUCUUCUCACGAAUGGACAAUCAGCUACUAGCCGACUACUUGGCGCAAAAGAUUAGCAGAUUUGGGACCGAUCUUAGUCCUGUAGAAGUAUCCGACAUGACCGUCUCCACAACCGCCAUCACAGACUCCACUGGCUUUACGGAACAAAGGACUCUGGAGAAGCUCCCGGAUUUUCUCGGGCAUUUCUGCAAAAACCCAGAUAGCUUGGCAAAGGCGUCGAAAAAGAUGGGAAACCCUCAUUCCAUCAUCGUCACUGGCGCUGGGCUGCGCGCUGCCGAUAUUGUCAGAGCACUCAGAAUAUUCGCUUCCAAGGAUAUCGCGGUGGCAAAGCUUUUUGCAAAGCACAUGAAGGUCGAUGAGCAAGUGGCACUCCUGAAGAAGCUGCGCGUGAGCAUCGCCGUGGGCACUCCUGCACGUCUAUCCGAACUUAUUGAUAACGCGAGAAUUCGCAUCUUUGCCGAUGCUGCCUGGUACUUUGCUUUUUUGGCGCAUGUCGCCCGGCCAGCCGCUGCCAGGCCGCUGGAGUCUGCCUUCCCCACGGCAGCUGCCAGUCAAGCACCUGCUGUAGAUUCCCCAGCGUGCGCUCGAGACUGCACCAAAUCUCUUAUGCAAGAGUAUUCUACUACCGACUUAGCAAACAUAUGUAACGACGUGGCGAAGCAACGAUCUCUGUUCCUUUGCAUAUUUGGCUCAUGCCCAUCACUACACUAUGGUCCCGCACUUGCCACUGCUAUCCUGUCCUGCUACGAUCGAGGAGCAAACAUCAGCCCCCUCCUUCCAGUCGAAAUUCAAUCUGAGAAGCUCUUGAGCCGUCAGGUGUCGCCGGACUACGAUGUUUCCGAGUCCCUUACAGAGUUGGAAACUGUACAAGACGCUGUUAUUGACCGCAAACUUACACUCGCUCUCGCUUGCAAUGCUGGCCCCGAUGGUGUGGUGACAGUUUCUCUAUCUUCUCCAUCAACCUUUGCCAGCCAUAUUCCUGAAAUUUCGGGGUUCCGGCCAGGUCCGUUCGGCCCUUCUCCCUCAGAAGGCUUAUCAGAAUCGGCGGGCCCGACUAUGACUCAACUUCAAGGACGGCCACCUCUACCCAGCGGUGAUGGUGAUCAUUUGACAGUCAAUGAACAAGGCGGCCAGACUGGACAACGUGGGCAAGCCAGGCCUGAUGCUGCAAGCGGGGUGGAUCGUGAUUACGGAACAACGUCCACUUCCUCUACCGCGGAAUCAAGCUCCCCACGCUCAAAGAAUUGCGGCUGUGCAGAAGAAGCAAAGUCGACGACUUCGCAAAGUACCAGUACCCGCCAGGCUACUGCUGAACAGGUCUCGACGCCCACGACCGCCACAAGCACUACUUCUCAUCGUACCACGACGUCACCAUGUGCUGGAUCAUCUGCGGCUGCUGUAACUUCGACAAAAGAAACAUCAUCGUCCACGUCGAGUACCUCGACCACUUCAAGUACCUCGACAACUUCAAGUAUCUCAUCAAACACCUCGUCGACUUCAAGCACCUGGUCGACGUCCAAGACUCCGUCAUGCGAAACAUCCGAAUCCAUCACCAAGCAUACGACAAAGACCAGCACAACGUCUACGCCUUGCUCCGGAGAAAGCACCUACGGAGGAAAUAUGCAUAUUCCCAUGAUUCCUGCCCAAAGGUCGUUCUCCAAUACUACUGUAACCGAGCCUAUGACCUCUACACUGUCUUCAGGCCCAGUCUCUGAGACAACCUCGAGCUCUAGCUGCGAUACAAUGUCGUCCUUGUCAACAGUGGAGGCCUCUGCAGUCUCAAGUACUUUGACCACAAUUUCUUCGAUCAAUUCGUUGAAAUCUUCAACUACGUCUUCAAUCACGUCCUCUUCGACGUCCUCAGCUGCGUCCACAACUAGCUCCACGGACUCUACAUCGUCGGCCUCAACAUCGUCGACCUCAACAUCGUCGGCCUCAACAUCGUCGCUCAAGGACGUGAGAACCUCCAACGAAGCUGAGAGUGCCUGUUCCACCUCUUCAUCAUCCAAAUCUACCACUACAUCAUCCUCAACUACACUAAGCACAUCCCAACGGCGCGCAGGAUCACACACUGCUGAGCCACAGGCUUACACCAAGGAGCCUUUGCCUCAAGCCUACGAUACCUUUACGCCUAUGCCUCUGCCUUCUUACAUUGACGCUGCUCCUCCUCAAUAUGACGCCGGUGCGUCGAUGCAAGCCGAGCCCACUACGUCGCAGUCAAAGUCAAAGUCGGGUGCAUCUAGCACAUCAAGUGUUUCUACCUCGACAUUACUAUCGUCUAUUGUGUCAAGCACCGCAAAAGACGCAAUAUCAUCCUAUGGGUACAACUUUCCAGCCAGAACUGAAACAGCGACACCGACUCCAGGAGCAUCAACACCAGAGGCCAAGUCGUCUCGGACUGCUUCAAGAGAGGAACGCCCCGACGGAGCUACGUCGUUUCUUUCCUCUGACCUCGGUCAUGAGGUGGAGAACACAGCCAGCAGCGAAAGCAAGAGCUCAAUACCAGGCAUUGAAACAGUGCCACUGCCAACCAAGAGCUCUGCGACGACAACAAAGCAGACUUCUGUAACCACACAGGCAUUGCCCAUUGGGGGCGGACCACCGGGUCUUUUUGUCACAAUAAUUGAGCCUGACGCAGCGGGGAACCUUGAGACAUCCAUCCUCACAGUUUCGGAACAGUCGCCUUGGCAGACCCCUAUGGCAAGAGCAGAGAAUGAGGACGAUAAACCUUUGCAUGCACGGGUAGAUGCCCAUCGAGUGGGCAUUCCAUCAAAAGUCACACCGGAAGAUAUCGAUACACCAGCCACUACAAUGAUGUUAGUCAAUGCUAGCAACCGCACGUCGGUACUCACGGGUGCCAUGCCAAAUGCAACGGAGACCUCAGCAGACGUCAUAGAGAUGACCACCCCAUCAAACAUAGCAGUGGUGUCGUCUGCUUCAGCUGUGAACUAUUAUCUGGGCUGUCUUGCCCCUUUUUUCCUGGGCUGGAUUAUCACCAUGUAG